AUGACACUAAUAUCCUUCUCUUCGUUUUCCUAGUGGUAGGGAUAUCAAAUUAGAUAGUAUCUUUAUUCAUUUUCCAUAUUUCCAUUUUUAUUUACUUAACAACCACAAAAUCAGGAUGUCAUUCAGAAAUCAUCUGUUUCUGGGGAUUCGUCUAGUCAGAUGAGUUAAAUAAAAUAGUUGUUUAAUUUUAGUAAUUUUAUUAAAAUGUAAAAAUAAAGACUCAAGCAAUUGUAAUUGGAUUAGCCUGGCCCCAAAAAGCAAAGCUCAGCCUAUCGUAAGUUUUAUGACGAACAACUCGUUCUCCUUCAAUAACAAUACCCCAAAAGAACCACAGAAGAACUUAUUAAAUUGAUCAACCUGAAAUGGAAAGUCAAGGAGAAAAUGAAUAAACAAAAGUACUUCUAAAAAAAUGGUUAUGUGAACAUCAACGAUACUGAAAGAGUACCUGUACCCUAGCCUCCUCCUCCAGUGAUGAUAAUCUUCCAAAAACAUAUGAGAAAACAACUUGAGAUGACCCAUCCAGAGUACAAUGGAACUUAGAUAGAUCGCACAAUUAAAUUCGAAUGGGGUUCAAAUUCGGCCUUGAAAGAGCAAGCAGCAGAGGAAUACAAAAAGUUGAGACAAGAAUUUGAAAACCAAAAGAAAGAUUUCAUUAUUAAAUAUGGUUUCUGGCCAUAGCACAAAAAGCAUUAAAAUGAGUCAGGGAAUCAGAUCCAACAUCCCAGUCAAUAGGCAAAUCCAUUGGCUUGCUUGCUCAACAAAAAAGUCAAAUAUGAAUGA
Molecule: messenger RNA, 780 nt
Organism: Paramecium tetraurelia
Lineage: Eukaryota; Ciliophora; Oligohymenophorea; Peniculida; Parameciidae
Exons: 3
Source: RefSeq, a predicted model, not a curated record